Messenger RNA from Jaminaea rosea, 201 nucleotides. RefSeq lists its product as hypothetical. The transcript has a single exon. NCBI's taxonomy places the organism in Eukaryota, Fungi, Basidiomycota, Exobasidiomycetes, Microstromatales. The record is from RefSeq and is a predicted model, not a curated record. The annotation marks the transcript as partial. Gene Ontology annotation, cellular component: mitochondrial intermembrane space. Gene Ontology annotation, biological process: mitochondrial respiratory chain complex IV assembly. Gene Ontology annotation, molecular function: copper ion binding; copper chaperone activity.
UCUGCCCCGGACACUUCUAACAAGCAUGUCACAGCCCUCAACCCAAAGGGCAUCAAGCCAUGCUGCGCCUGUCCAGAGACCAAGAUGCCGAGAGACGACUGCUUCCUCAAGUACGGGCACGACGGGGAUGAAAGCUGGAGGUGCAAGGACCUCGUAGAAGAGCACAGAAAGUGCAUGGCCAGCCUCGGAUUCAAGAUCUGA